UGUCCUUGCACGUACAGCCCCGGUAGCCUGGUAGCCGAUCUUUGACAGCUCAGUCCGUACUCGACAGCAGGGCACUGUAGUAGUGACACUUGGCGACGUGUCAUUGUAUUUCUGACAAUUUGACAGCCAUUUAACGUGCCCCGAGGCCCGUUAGUUCUCAGACCAAAAUUACGUUUUAAACUAUUUUAGUUUCUGUAUUUAGCUUGCUAACUAACUAGCGCCUUGUUAGCGGGCUAGCAGCAAGGAUCCUCCCAGCGCUGUGAUGGCUAGCGAGCUUUAGCCACACAGUCUCACCGUGUCGUUAAUUGGUAACGACUUUAUGUUUAUUUCACAUUUCUAUAUUCGUCUAGAAGUCCGCCGCUAGCCCAGUGCUGGGCGUUUUCCGGCGACACGGUGCUUUGUGUUCAGCUUGUUUUUUUGUUUUUUUGUUUUUUUUUUCUGUACAAGGAAGCUAACGUCAACAGUGAGCAGCUCAGCUGUAGCUCGCUGCCUCUUUUGUUUACAUGGAUUGCGGUCAUCCUCAGUCGCCUGCGAGCAUGUAACAAGACUGUUUCGACCCCACAACAGUCAAGGUGGAAACGUGGGAAUGGAGUUAGGAGGUAGCUAACGUCAGGUGACGUUAGCCAAUGCUCAGCUGUUUCUCUACUUAAAAAGAGGAGGAUGACCUGGGAUCUAGUGGAGGACAGCUGUGCAGCCUGCCGGGUUGUUUGACUUUGUGUGGGCGUUGGAUUAAGAACAGGGGUUUGCUCGUCCACAUCAAAGCCGAUGCAAGACUACCUGAAGAGAAUCAGAAAUAAACUUUGCUGGAAACUGGACCGACUUUUAGGCAUAGGCAUGAUGCUAAAGACAUUUCUGAUCAUCAGUCUUCUUGGCUGGACAAAAUGUCAAGAGAGCCAGGUCAUGACACCGGAGGAGAAGACUGUUAUCAGGCAACAGAUUGUUGAAAUGUUUGAUCACGCUUAUGGCAGUUACAUGAAAUAUGCCUAUCCAGCAGAUGAGCUGAUGCCUCUGAGCUGCAGAGGGAGAGUGCGAGGCCAGGAACCCAACAGAGGGGACAUAGAUGACUCCUUGGGAAAGUUUUCUCUCACUCUGAUUGACACCCUUGAUACCCUGGUGGUGUUAAACAAGCUUGAUGAGUUUGAGGACGCAGUGAGGAAGGCCGUGAGAGAUGUGCGCCUGGACAACGAUGUGGUGGUGUCAGUGUUUGAGACCAACAUCAGAGUUUUAGGUGGGCUUUUAGGGGGCCACGUGAUGGCUGACCUACUACGGCAGCGUGGAGAGAGGAUGCAGUGGUAUCAAGAUGAGCUCCUACAUAUGGCCAAAGAGCUGGGCCAUCGAUUACUGCCUGCUUUCAACACCACAAGUGGCCUUCCCUACCCUAAGGUGAAUCUGCGGUAUGGCGUCCUUAACCCACUUUCACGUACAGGCACUGAAUCGGACACGUGCACAGCAUGUGCAGGAACAAUGAUCUUGGAGUUUGCUGCCCUCAGCAGACUGUCAGGAGAAGCUGUGUUUGAGGAACAUGCAAGGAAGGCUUUGGAUGUCCUCUGGGAGAGGAGACAGAGAGGAAGUGACUUGGUGGGGACGGUUAUCAAUAUCCAUAAUGGAGAAUGGGUCAGAAGGGACAGUGGAGUUGGUGCCGGUAUCGAUUCAUACUAUGAAUACCUGAUGAAGGCCUACAUUCUUCUAGGAGACAAUGUUUUUCUGCAGAGGUUCAAUGUUCACUACAGUGCCAUUAUGAAGUACAUCAGUCAGCCUCCUCUGCUGCUCAAUGUACACAUGCACAACCCCACUGUGAGCGUGCGGAGCUGGAUGGACUCUCUCCUGGCAUUCUUCCCUGGCUUACAGGUUCUGAGAGGAGAUCUGAAACCAGCCAUUGAGACUCAUGAGAUGCUUUACCAAGUCACCAAACAGCACAAGUUUCUUCCAGAGGCUUUUACUACAGAGUUCAGAGUUCACUGGGGCCAACACCUACUAAGACCAGAGUUUGCAGAAAGUACAUACUACCUCUAUAAGGCCACUGGCGACCCCUACUACCUCAGAGUGGGACAGUCCAUAGUGGAAAAGCUCAACGCCUACGCCAGGGUGCCUUGUGGGUUUGCUGCUGUGCAAGAUGUUCGCACCGGGACGCAUGAAGACAGGAUGGACUCCUUCUUCCUGGCGGAGAUGUUCAAAUACCUGUACCUGCUGUUUUCGGAUAAGAGCCAGCUCCCCAUUGAUAUUGACGACUACAUCUUCACCACAGAGGCUCACCUCCUGCCCGUGUCUCUCUCCACCACUCAGCCACCCUGUCAAGGAAACAAUACAGAGACUGUUCCUGUUUCUCAAGAGGAAGAUCUGUUUACACACUCCUGUCCGAGCACUGAGACGUUAUUCCCCAACAACCCUUCAUUUGCCAAAACCAUCCGGGACGGCUACAAGUACCUCACUGGGGUGGGGCGAGCCUUCCACCCUCUACCCGUCAGGGAAAUUGAACUACCGCUUCAUGAUAAUGGCAUGGAGCCAGUGGAGUUCUUGAAAAGCAUGGGCAUUUCUCUCACUCCACUGAAUGAGGUCAACGCAGGAGACGGCGGAAGCCACAGGGAGCAUAAAGGAGUGUACAGGGUGAGACUUGUAGCAGAAGUAAGCCAGACGGUGGAGGAGGAGGUGGUGGUGCCUCAUGUUGUUCAGCUCAUAUCCCCCCCAUUUCUGGGCAGGACCGUCCUUACCGCGGGACCUGCUAAGUUUGGAAUGGACCUGACUAAGCAGGAGCACGGGGUGAAGGGCAGCAUAGUGAAAGCUUCUCCCUACACUGCAUGUGGACCAAUAGAGAAUGCGGUGGAGCUAAAAGGACAUAUCGCUCUGGCACUGCGCGGUGACUGCAUGUUUGCUGCAAAGGCUCGUUGGCUGCAGCAGGCAGGAGCCAUAGGGGUCAUCUUUAUAGACCACCGCGAGGGAAGUAACAGCGAGGAAACUCCCCUCUUCCAGAUGGUUGGAGAUGGCGACUCCACUGAAGACAUCACCCUGCCUUUGGUCUUCCUGUUCAGCCGCGAGGGCGCCCUCCUCACAGCUGCCCUGGAGACACAUCGCAAUGUGGAUGUGCUGCUGCUGCCCAAAGAGAAGCAGCUCGGACACGAUAAAACUGACAGACCCGUCAGCAUGAACAUAAAACUGCGCCUGUCGGAGGAGGGGGCGCUGGAGGGAGGAGCGGCCAGAGGACCCACCCUGGAGUUCGUCUUGGAGAAUGAGGAAGUGCUGCUCAAGGAGGAGGAGGAGGAAGAGCUCGGAGGAAAACGACAAUCGCAGCGGCAGUUCUGCUCGGAAGCCGCAGAAAAUGAAAGAACUGAACCGUGUUCGGCCGACGCCUCUCGAACCCCAAACUCCAACGGCGGAUCAAAAACAAAUCCGUGACCACUGCUGAUCCUGAUGCAAGUUUCCAAACACUGGUCCCUUGUCAGUUUCUGAAUGGCACGUGCCUCAGAGCCCCUCACUGCCCUGCAGCACUGACACAGCCUGCAUGUUUACAACUGAUGGAGAAGAGUCAAGGAAUGACCACGCCCUCAUCCUGUGUUGACUUUGAGCCCUGAAGACGGCUCUGUGUUUGUUACUCCAUUAGAGUAUAGAUUCUGCUCUGUGUUGUGCAGGAAACUAUGGGGACUAUACUAGGUAGUCAAAGGCCAAAAGCUGUAGGUUAUGAAGGUAGGUGGCUGCUGCCUAAACCUAGAUUAUAGUGUUGCUGUUGUAGGCACAUAUAAGGUGUCAGUGGACAUACGUAGAUACGUGACUAGAGCUUAAAUGAUCUUGAGGAAAACAUAGCUAAGGUGACAAAACAUGUUUUAUGCAAUGCAAUUUGCUUUUUUUAAUCUAGAUAGCACCUUUUCCCUUAAACGAGUACUGUUUAAACAUUCAGCAGUGGCGAGUGGAAUACUACUUGGCCAGUAGGUGGUGGUAGCUGCCCUAACCUCUCAGUGAUACAAUGUGAGCAGAUGAAGGAGAUGAACUGGCACUAAUUUGGACAGUUUAUUUUUUAUUUUAUACUAGUGAGCAACUUCAGGGAAUUUUAGGAGUGAAUGCAGUUUUUUGCAGAUUUGACCCAUUAGAAGAAAUGUGUGCGUGUUCUGCGUUUUCUUUUUGCUGUACGGUGAGCUUGUGCGUGUGUGUGCAUGACGUGUAAUAAGUUACAUAACCAAGAUAUCAUCUCAGUCAGUCCCCCGUCUUUAAAAGGGUCAUCGUGCAAGAAAUAGAUUUGACCACCGUCAUACUUUUGAAUUAUUAUUUCUUUGUAGGCAUAUUGCUACUUAUUUCCUGAAUAUCAGUGUGGUAAAUUUGUCAUUGAUCACCUUGUAUACAAAAACAUUUGCUUGCAGAUAACUAACUGGUUGUGGUUCGUUUUAGUUGCAGCAUUACAUGUUGGUCCGCAGUCCCUGACUGCUAUGCACUUUGGAAUGACUGUCUGCGGCAGAUUCAAGAAAUGAUCAUUUAGCCUGUCCUUGCAUUUGCUUGUGUUUUACAAUAGUUAAUUUAGUUGCCAACAGUCACUUAAAUCACAGUUACACUUUGUAAUGAUGGUUAUAUUCAGUCUGAACACAAGGAAAUGUCCAUGGGGUUAGUCACGACAAACUUACUGACCAUUAGAUUUGCCAUGUAGUAAGAAACUGGAAAGGCCAGUUAAACCCUGUGCAUUCUUACAAAUGUAUGAAGUAUUUCCAGGGUGCAUUUUUGUCAAGAUUUGAGUUUUCCAACUACUGCUCUGUCUCCAAAUUCACUAAACCACGUCUUAGGCAUUAAUAUGCGAGACAACAUAAUGCAGCACUUCAAAUCAAUGCAUGGCUCAUGGCUCUUCAUAUCCACAUCUUUAUUCUCACUAAUAAUAGUUUGCCUGAUUUUUGACGUCUGUGGUACAGGGAAGAGUGAGCUCUUGUUUGCAUGGGGAAGAACUUGAGUAUGUUUCUGUCUGUAUAGUGGACCUUUUCCUGAUGCUGCUGAGCUAAUUUAAAGUCUUAAUCCAACACGAUCUCUUCUUAUUCUUUUGGUUUGUAUAGGCUUUUACAAUCCUUAUACCUCAGGACUGUGUGUGUGACACAUAUAAAAGGACCAUGGACAAGAAACAGAUGAUUCUUUUUUUAUUAUUAUUAUCAUUUUUUGAGCUAUUUAAUAAUCUAUUCAGAUGUUCUCUGAGAUCUCAAAACGUGCCAAAAGAGAUCUUUUCUGUACUUACAUUCUGGGAUGUGAGCUGAGGCCAUCAAAAUAAAAUCAAAGUCAUAAUUUC
Molecule: messenger RNA, 5248 nt
Organism: Mugil cephalus (flathead mullet)
Lineage: Eukaryota; Metazoa; Chordata; Actinopteri; Mugiliformes; Mugilidae
Product: ER degradation-enhancing alpha-mannosidase-like protein 3
Exons: 20
Coding region: 766-3390 (874 amino acids)
Biological process (GO): endoplasmic reticulum mannose trimming; carbohydrate metabolic process; mannose trimming involved in glycoprotein ERAD pathway
Cellular component (GO): endoplasmic reticulum; membrane
Molecular function (GO): mannosyl-oligosaccharide 1,2-alpha-mannosidase activity; calcium ion binding
Source: RefSeq, a predicted model, not a curated record